Cryptomeria japonica (Japanese cedar) is the source of this 3286-nucleotide messenger RNA. Its product is annotated as receptor like protein 22. The transcript has 2 exons. The record is from RefSeq and is a predicted model, not a curated record. Bases 28 to 2790 code for a protein of 920 amino acids. Lineage: Eukaryota; Viridiplantae; Streptophyta; Pinopsida; Cupressales; Cupressaceae. Gene Ontology annotation, molecular function: protein binding.
GAACAGAGAUCUGUUGUGCAAUUUGCAAUGAAAAUGGCGAUGAUGUGGGUUUUGCUGUUGUUAGCAGUGAUGAUGCCAUGCUCUUCUGCAUGUUAUUCAGAUGAAAGAAAUUCUCUUUUGGAUUUGAAGAAGGGCCUCAACUUCACUUCCUCUCAUUACACGCUGCAGUCAUGGAUGGGAUUUAACUGCUGUGUGUGGGAAGGAGUCACCUGCCACCCAAUCACUGCCCAUGUCAUUUCCUUGGACCUCACUCCCCACUCCCUCAAUGUCUCCUGGACUGGGGAUGGGCCAUUCAUGUCGUGGAGGGAAAUACGUGGGGGACUGUUCCAUCUGCACCAUCUGGAGCACUUGGACCUCAGUAACAAUGCUUUCUUCCCUCCUCUUGCCAUCCCUUCACAACUACACAAGCUCAGCAAAUUGAGGUAUUUAAACCUGUUCAACUCUAAUUUUAUUGGCCAGAUUCCAAGAGAGAUUUGUAACUUGUCUAGCUUAACAUAUCUUGAUCUGGCUUAUAAUUUUUUGAAUGGCACCAUUCCAAUAUUUAUGGAUAAGAUGUCGAAGCUCACACAUCUUGUCAUGAGAGGAAACUCUUUCAAUGGCACUAUCCCAACAUUUUUAGUCAAGCUGUUUGAGCUCGUACAUCUUGAUGUGAGUAGAAACUCUUUGAGUGGCACCAUCCCAACAUCUUUGGGUAAGUUGUCAAAGCUCACAUAUCUUGACCUGAGCUAUAACCCUUUGAGUGGCACAAUCCCAACAUCUUUGUGUAAGCUGUCAAAGCUCAUAGAGCUUCACCUAGAUUCAAAUUCUUUGAGUGGUACAAUCCCAAAAUUUUUGGGUAAGCUGUCAAAGCUCAUAUAUCUUGACCUAAGUUAUAACUCUUUGAGUGGCACAAUCCCAAUAUCUUUGGGUAAGUUGUCAAAGCUCAUAUAUCUUGACUUGAGUUAUAACUCUUUGAGUGGCACAAUCCCAACAUCUUUGGGUAAGCUAUCAAAUCUCACAUUACUUCACCUAGAUUCUAACUCUUUGAGUGGCACAAUCCCAACAUUUUUUGGAAACCUCACCAAACUCUUACAUCUUGGUCUUAGCAGCAACCAACUAAGUGGCACCUACAUGCUUUCAUUCUUGGAUCAAAUCCCCAACAUUCAAGGAGUGCUCCUCUCAAGGAAUAGGUUGACUAUAAAAGUCAAUAAAACAUAUAUUCCCAAUUUUCAACUUAAUGACUUAGGUUUGGGGUAUUGUAAUAUGGCUGGGGAUUUUCCAUCCUUCAUCUCAACUCAAUACUCUUUACACUACCUAGACUUAUCUCAAAACUCUCUCAGUGGAAACAUUCCAGAUUGGCUAUGGGAUUUUAUGUACAUUUAUCAUCUCAACCUCUCUUCCAACCAGUUUGUAGGUAAUUUACCCCUCAAGCCACUUGGAUUUAAACACAAUUCUCAAGAAAGAUCAAUUGUUGAUUUGCAUAAUAAUAAGUUACAAGGAAAUAUUCCCAUUCCCUUACAAAAUGUGGAGCUUUUGGAUCUUUCAGAGAAUCUAUUUGAUGGAUUUAUUCCAACAGGAAUUGGCAAACAUGGACAAGCUCUUAGAUUUUUAUCACUCGCCAAAAAUAAUCUUAGUGGUGUCAUUCCACAUUCCAUUUGUGAAUCGAGUAAUUUGCAAGUUUUAGACUUGUCAAAUAAUAAGCUUAGUGGUAAGAUUCCCUCUAGUCUAAACAAAUGCUUUUAUUUGUCCAUGCUAAAUCUAGAAAAGAAUGAUCUCAAGGGCACAAUUCCAAAUAUAUUUGGUAAUAUGUCUUUUUUAGAAACAUUGAAACUAGGCUUCAAUGGGCUAAACGGGAACAUUCCACCAUCCCUAGCAAAUUCUAGUUAUUUGGAAAUCAUAGAUCUGAGAAAUAACAAUAUUCAUGGGAGCAUUUCUAGUUGGAUUGUAAGCUUACAAAGUCUUCGCAUCCUAGUACUGAAAUCUAACAAAUUUGUUGGAAAGAUACCCUCAGAAUUAUCAAAGUUGAAAAAUCUUCAGAUCUUGGAUGUGUCAAGCAACAACAUUUCAGGCACUAUUCCAGCAGACUUUAUGAAUUUGAGUGCAAUGGCAAAUCAGACAGAGAACACAGAAACUCUUGAAGUAGAUACUUUUUUUUCUGGUGUGAUAUAUAUAGAUCACAUCAUCAUUAGAAGCAAAGCACAAGAUAUGGAUUUUGUGAGAAAUUUGAGAUUAGUAAAAUGCCUUGAUUUAUCAAACAAUGAUUUAUCAGGUCAAAUACCUUGGGAUAUUGAAUCCCUCAAAGGAUUAAUAAUUCUCAAUUUUUCAGGAAAUCAUCUAAAUGGUAAGAUUCCAAAAUCUUUGGCGAGCAUGGUACAGCUACAAUCACUUGAUCUUUCCAAAAAUGAAUUGUCCGGGAUGUUUCCAGUUGAGCUACAAAAUCUCACAUAUUUGAGUUACUUUGAUGUAUCUUACAAUAAGCUAUCAGGCACAAUACCGCAAGGAGGACAAAUGAUGACUUUUGAUUCUUCAUCAUUCUCCAACAAUUUAGAUCUGUGUGGCCUGCAAAUCAAUGUGUCAUGCUCUGGGAAUCAUUCUGCUUCUCCAUCUGAAAAUGAAAAAAAUGAAGUAGUGCUGGAGGAGGAUAUGUGGUGGGCUUUUGGAAUAGGAAUGGGUUCUGCAUUGGGAUUUUCAAUUUUGAUUUGGGUAUUGUGUUUCUCCAAAUCUUGCAGUACAAAAUGCUUGAAAGUUAUGGACGACAUUAUUGAUUCCCUUUCUCAAAUAUGGAGAAAGAAAUUAUAUCAUACAAUAUAAGUUCAUCUCCUAUACAGAUGUAUAAUCAUAAUACAUGCCAAUUGCAGUUCUCAGGUUUCAAUUGCAAGUUAGUUUGGAUGUUGAGAUCAGGCAUUAACAUUCUCAGGGGCUGCACAUUUUGGGGGCCUGAAGAAAUGUAAUAUCACCAGAAAAAUUCAUUUACAUGAAUUCUAUAAUUCCAGCUAGUUCUGUCAUUUUGCUGAUUCGUCUUAAUGUUUGUUUUCUUGGAUACACUCAAAUUUUCCUUUCACACUGUUAAGCUCAUGUUGUGACUCUUUCAAGUGCCCUGUUCUGGCUUUUUGUCUGUCUAAACUCUAGAAUCAGCCAAGAACAGAAUGUAAAGUUGGCCAUAUAUUCAAUAUUAAUUUAUUGUAAAUUACCGAUGGACAUCAACUUUAUUUGGCCCAUGCACUGAAUGAUUCUGUUGUGGCAACAACAUCCUACUAUUGUUUGUAUUUUUAUUUUACAAUGGAGUUGUUUCGCCAAUUCCAUUUGU